AUGUCCGGAGUAUGUGCUCGCAACACUGAUCCCGGGCCCCGAGCCGACACGUCACCUAACAAAAUACUCUCAACAGAGCAAUUCAUUGAAUUCUACUACCAACAGUUCGACACUGACCGCAAGGCACUUUCUGCUCUCUACCGCGAGCAGUCUAUGCUGACUUUCGAGUCCACUUCCGCUCUCGGUGUCGACGCCAUCGUUGCGAAGCUCACGUCUCUUCCCUUCGAGAAGGUCAAGCACCAGGUGUCUACCCUCGAUGCUCAGCCUAGCAUGGUCGAGGGCGGUGUCGUCAUUCUCGUCACCGGCCAACUUCUUGUCGAUGAGGAGCAGCGCCCCAUGAACUACACCCAGGCUUUCCAGCUCGCCCGUGACCAGGCUAGCGGACAGUACUUUGUGUUCAAUGAUGUGUUCAAGCUGGUCUACGGUUAA
Messenger RNA from Cordyceps militaris CM01, 429 nucleotides. RefSeq names its product nuclear transport factor 2. The transcript has 5 exons. Gene Ontology annotation, biological process: protein import into nucleus. Lineage: Eukaryota; Fungi; Ascomycota; Sordariomycetes; Hypocreales; Cordycipitaceae. The record is from RefSeq and is a predicted model, not a curated record. Bases 1 to 429 code for a protein of 142 amino acids. Gene Ontology annotation, cellular component: nuclear pore central transport channel.